UCAGACACUGUUGUAAAAUUAAAAUGUGACGCCAGUGGACUUUGAUACAUUUAACCUGAGAUUAUUGCAACGUGCAGGUUUGGUGUUGCACACAAGGAAGUAAAGUGAAAUUUACGAGAAGGCGGGGCCUCGGCUUUAAAAGGAAACCUUCAAUGAGUCAAGUUUCUGUGCUCGCGGUGGACGUUGGCUCUCUCGGCAGUUAUAUAUUGUAGAAUUUGGAUUGGAGCAGUUACCGUCCGGGCCAAGAAUAAUUAAUGAUGUUGACUUCAAUCUUUUUGAUGCUAUUCUGUAUGUUUCCACACCAGGGUACACAGGACACUGUUUCAAAGGAGCAGUCGUGCGAUCAGGCACAUUGCCAUCAGGUAGCUGGAUACCUUGAAGACUGCACUUGUGAUGCUGAAACUAUUCAAGAAUUAAACAACAAGCUAUUCCCCAAAGUACAAGAGCUCCUCAAAAGUGACUACUUCAGGUAUUAUAAGGUCAAUUUAAAGAAGCCUUGCCCCUUCUGGUCAGAUAAUAGCCACUGUGGUCUGAGGGAUUGUGCUGUUAAACCUUGUGAGCCAAGUGAUCUACCGGCAGGAAUUAGAUCUGAAAGCUUUAAGUACACCGAGGAUGCAAAUACUAUUUCUCAACAUGAUCAUGAAUGUGAAAAGGCUGAGAAGCUUGGUGCUGUUAACAAUUCUUUGAGUGAGGAAACAAAGCAAGCAGUGCUUGACUGGACCAGACACGAUGACUCCACAGACAACUUCUGUGAAAUUGAUGAUGAACAAUCUCCAGAUGCUGAGUACGUUGACCUGCUUCUCAACCCUGAACGUUAUACGGGCUAUAAAGGUAGAGAAACAUGGAAAAUCUGGAAUAGUAUCUAUGAAGAAAACUGUUUUAAGCCCAACUCCAUUAGACGACCAUUCAACCCACUGGGUCCUGGCAAAGGUGACAGUGAGGAAGGAACCUUCUACAAUUGGUUGCAAGAUUUGUGUAUAGAGAAGAGAUCAUUUUACCGAACUAUUUCAGGCCUCCACACCAGCAUUAAUAUCCAUCUUAGUGCACGAUAUCUGUUACAUGAUACCUGGUAUGCAAGAAAAUGGGGGCACAACAUUACAGAAUUUAAGCAGAGAUUUGAUCCACAAAUUACCAAAGGAGAAGGACCACGCAGACUCCAAAACCUUUAUUUCUUGUACCUCCUGGAGUUGAGGGCUUUAUCUAAGGUGUUGCCCUUCUUUGAACGUGCUGCCUUCCAACUUUACACAGGCAAUGAAGCACAGGAUAAAGAAAAUAAAAACCUUCUUCUGGAAAUUCUCAACUUGGCCAAAUCAUUCCCUUCACACUUUGAUGAGCGUACCUUGUUUGCUGGGAAGAAAAAAGAAUCUGAAAAUCUCAAGGAAGAAUUUCGGCUGCAUUUCAAAAAUAUUUCAAGAAUAAUGGAUUGCAUUGGUUGCUUCAAAUGCAGACUUUGGGGCAAACUUCAGGUACAAGGACUGGGCACUGUACUGAAGAUCCUAUUCUCCGAGAAGCAGAUAAAUAGUUUAUCAGACACCGGUCCAUCUCAAAGAUUUCACUUGACACGGCAAGAUAUUGUUGCACUCCUUAAUGCUUUUGGAAGGAUUUCGACCAGUGUCUGGGAGCUUCAGAAUUUCACAGAACUACUGAAAACCACACAUUGAUGGCACUUAACUGCCUAUCUUCCUUUCCUUCCCUUCCCUUCCCCUCCCCCCUGUCCUUCCCCCCCCCCCCCCCCCCAGAAGUCCUUGUGUUUUUGUUUUGAAGUCAAGAGCUUGUUGCAAAGAUAUUGUAACAAAUUUAAUUGAAUGCUAUAGCUUAAGGAUUUUGUUUUCAAAAAUCAUUAAUGGGCAACUGGCUUAAAUUUUACUGAAUGUAAAAGUGGAUAGUAGUUUAGCCAAACUAUGCCAUGAAAUAGCUUCAGGGAAUUAUGACAUGCUGUAAAUAAUUUAGAAACCAAAGAUGUUGAAUAUUUUUGUAGUGUUUUCACUGGUGCAAUGUUACUGAUUUGACCCUUCUCAGUUUACAAAAUACACUGUUCCACUCCAAAGUUCUUGACUUUGAUUGUUUUCUAACCUGAAUGUUUCAUUGUGGUUAUCAGAAUAAAAUCUGAUGAAAUAU
Molecule: messenger RNA, 2118 nt
Organism: Pristis pectinata (smalltooth sawfish)
Lineage: Eukaryota; Metazoa; Chordata; Chondrichthyes; Rhinopristiformes; Pristidae
Gene: ero1a
Product: endoplasmic reticulum oxidoreductase 1 alpha
Exons: 16
Coding region: 255-1661 (468 amino acids)
Biological process (GO): protein folding in endoplasmic reticulum
Cellular component (GO): endoplasmic reticulum; endoplasmic reticulum membrane
Molecular function (GO): FAD binding; protein-disulfide reductase activity; thiol oxidase activity
Source: RefSeq, a predicted model, not a curated record